AUGUCUCGCCCACAAGUUUCUAUUCUAUCUUUGACCGGAGAAUCUACCUCCGCUGCUUUCCCUUUGCCAGCUGUUUUCUCAGCUCCAAUUCGUCCAGAUAUUGUUCACUCUGUGUUCACCUCUGUGAACAAGAACAAGAGACAAGCUUAUGCUGUUUCUGAGAAGGCUGGUCACCAAACAUCUGCUGAAUCAUGGGGUACAGGUCGUGCCGUUGCUCGUAUUCCACGUGUUGGCGGUGGUGGUACCCACAGAUCCGGUCAAGCUGCUUUCGGUAACAUGUGUCGUGGUGGUCGUAUGUUUGCUCCUACUAAAACCUGGAGAAAGUGGAACGUUAAGGUUAACCACAACGAAAAGCGUUAUGCCACUGCUUCUGCCAUCGCUGCUUCUGCUGUUGCCUCUUUGGUUUUGGCCAGAGGUCACAGAAUCGAAAAGAUUCCAGAAAUUCCAUUGGUUGUCUCCUCUGACUUAGAAUCUAUCAAGAAGACUAAGGAAGCUGUUGCUGCUUUGAAGGCUGUUGGUGCUCACUCCGAUGUCGUCAAGGUUUUGAAGUCUAAGAAGUUGAGAGCUGGUAAGGGUAAGUACAGAAACAGAAGAUUCACUCAAAGAAGAGGCCCAUUGGUUAUCUACUCUGAGGACAAUGGUAUUGUCAACGCUUUCAGAAACAUUCCAGGUGUCGAAACUGCCAACGUUGCUUCUUUAGGCUUGUUGCAAUUGGCGCCAGGUGCUCAUCUAGGUAGAUUCGUCAUCUGGACUGAGUCUGCUUUUGCUAAGUUGGACCAAGUUUGGGGUUCUGAAUCUGUCGCUUCUGUCAAAUCUGGAUAUUCCUUGCCAACCAACAUCAUUUCUACUACUGAUGUUACCAGAAUCAUUAACUCUUCUGAAAUCCAGUCCGUUGUCAGACCAGCUGGCCAACCAACUCAAAAGAGAACUAAUGUUCAAAAGAAGAAUCCUUUGAAGAACAAACAAGUCUUAUUGAGAUUGAACCCUUACGCUAAGGUUUUCUCCGCUGAAAAGUUGGGCUCCAAGAAGGUCGAGCAAACCGCUAGAUCUCAGCCAGCUGAGUCUUUUACUGAAACUUUGAAGCACGAUUAA
Molecule: messenger RNA, 1092 nt
Organism: Eremothecium cymbalariae DBVPG#7215
Lineage: Eukaryota; Fungi; Ascomycota; Saccharomycetes; Saccharomycetales; Saccharomycetaceae
Product: 60S ribosomal protein uL4
Exons: 1
Coding region: 1-1092 (363 amino acids)
Biological process (GO): translation
Cellular component (GO): ribosome; cytosolic large ribosomal subunit
Molecular function (GO): RNA binding; structural constituent of ribosome
Source: RefSeq, a predicted model, not a curated record